AUGGACCAAGGUGACCUCGAGGACGGUUUCGAAGACUCAAACCACAGCAUCGACAAUGACAUUGACGCUAUGGAGGAGGAGGAUGAAGACGAUGAAGACGAUGAAGAGGAGGACGACGACGACGACAACGAUGAAGACGAGGAUGACGAUGACGCGGAGAGUCCCGAUAAUGAGGAGGUCGCCGAAGACUCUCAUGAAGAGGAGGAAGAAGAAGAGGAAGAGGAGGAGGAGGAAGAAGUCGAUUCGGCGAGGAGAGGAGGAGGGGAAGGCGAUGAAGGUUCCGACUCUGACUCGAAUUCAAUCGCCACCUCCGAUGCAAUGUCUGCUAAUGACGUUGAUACCUCAGAUCUCUCUGAAAACGAGUACGACCAGCGGUCAGACAUGCUUCAAAAGGAGGCAAAGAAGAUCGAGGAGUACUACCACCUGGUGCGAGAGGCGCACCGGUGUGAGAAGAUGCGCCUCUUCGACGAACUGCAGCUCGAUUUGGAGGAGGAGAGAGUGCACGAGUUCAAUCAGCCCCUCGAGGACUUGAACGAGAAGAAGGAGGAGAGGAUACACAUUGGCCAGGAGCUGCAAAAGUACCGCCAGCACUACGCCUACGUUCAACAUAACGCCAACACUGAAAUUUUAGACCAAAACUUGAACAACGAGAAGAGCAUUCUGAAGGACUCGAUCAAGGAGGAGAUCAACGAGAGCAUCCGCAAGCUGCACGAGGAAUUCAACUCGGCCGACAAGGAGGACUUUCUCUACGAGUCGACCUUCAACAGGCAGCGAAAUGGCGGCAGCGGAAGUCGCAAGCACUCACUCAGCUUGUACGAGGAGGUGUACGGCGUCGAGGGUGCCAAGCGGUUGCGGAAACCGGUCACCGUCAGCGGCCCCUACAUCGUCUACAUGCUCAAGGAGGAGGAGAUCUUGGAGGAUCUCAACUACAUUAGCACUUUUGUGCGGCCGAACAAGCCGUACCACCACCGCAGCUAUCUGCACAACUACUAG
Rhagoletis zephyria (snowberry fruit fly) is the source of this 993-nucleotide messenger RNA. The record is from RefSeq and is a predicted model, not a curated record. Lineage: Eukaryota; Metazoa; Arthropoda; Insecta; Diptera; Tephritidae.